GUAGUGUGUCACGUGCCCGCGAGCUCUCUGUCUCGCGCUCGUGUCUGAAACCCCCGUCUGCGAGCCUCCUCCUACCCCGCGCCACAGUCAAGCUUCAAGUGCAUCGGCAGCACCAGAACAAUUGGAAGAAUUGGAUUCAGUAACCAUGCGGACGCGCGUUGAAUACGCCCAUCCGCCUCGCGCCUCCCUCCCCGAGCCAAGUCCUUAAAUGACCCACGGCCACUAAGGAGUUCGCGCUUUCCCCGUCCGGAUCAUGGCAUGCGCCCCAUCCCGGACUUCCAAACGCGCGGCGCCGAGGUUCGAGAGCAGUGAACAUGGGGAUCAGGUCCAGAAAUGCCGCUAGCGGUGCCGAGGACUCGCGCGAGCGGAAGAGCGCGCUGGCCGGAGAGCUGGAGCAAUGCGCGGGGCAGGAGCGAGACGGCGCGUUCCUGCUCGUCGGUUCGGGCAAAGAUUCGGACUUUAAACGGGGCUCGCAGAACAUCGGUCUGCUCGCCAAGACGCCCCUGGGCUACACUCGUCCCGUGAAGAGGAAUAACAUCAGAAAGCGACGGAUCCAGAACCUAAUCUACGACGCGCUCGAGAGACCGAGAGGAUGGGCGCUGCUCUACCACGCGUUCGUGUUUCUGAUCGUUUUAGGAUGUCUGAUUUUGUCGAUUUUAACAACAUUCAGAGAACACGAGAAAGAUUCUGCUCACUGGUUGGUUAUUCUGGAAACAUUUACUAUCUUUAUAUUUGGGGGCGAGUUUGCAUUAAGGAUAUGGGCCGCUGGCUGCUGCUGUCGAUAUAAGGGCUGGAGGGGACGACUUAAAUUUGCACGCAAACCCCUGUGUGUCCUGGAUAUUUUUGUGUUGAUCGCUUCCGUACCAGUGGUUGCUGUACGUAACCAGGGAAAUGUGUUGGCCACGUCGCUGCGCAGUCUGCGUUUCCUGCAGAUUCUUCGGAUGCUGCGGAUGGACCGCCGCGGAGGAACCUGGAAACUGCUGGGAUCUGCAAUAUACACACACAGCAAGGAGCUGAUAACAGCAUGGUACAUUGGAUUCCUGUCAUUGAUCUUGGCUUCCUUCCUGGUGUACCUGGUUGAGAAGGAUGACAUUGCCACAAACCUAACAGACAUUGACAACCCUUCCCCAACACCACCCCCACAGGACUUUGAUACCUAUGCAGACGCCCUCUGGUGGGGACUGAUCACCCUGACAACUAUUGGCUACGGUGACAAGACCCCAAAAACGUGGGCAGGGCGUCUUCUCGCCGGGACCUUUGCUCUUAUUGGUGUGUCGUUUUUUGCUCUUCCAGCCGGUAUUCUUGGUUCUGGGCUGGCUUUGAAAGUUCAGGAACAGCACAGACAGAAACACUUUGAAAAACGUAGACACCCAGCAGCUUCACUGAUACAGGCUUCAUGGAGAUAUUAUUCCACCAACCCAGUCAGAGACGAUCUCAUCGCCACAUGGAGGUUCUAUGAGACGGUGAUUUCCCUGCCAUGCUUCAGGAAGGAUCCUCUUGAGGUGAUGGCUAGCCAGAAAUUGAGUUUGUUGGAUCGCGUGCGCUUAUCAACUCCAAGGCCGUCGACGGUGAGGGCGCGCGCGAUGAUGCCAACUGCGAAUCCUGAGAACGUGCCAGCGGAAGCGGCUGAGGAAAGUCCAUCAAAAGAGGGGAAACCGGCAGGGUUUAGUAACAGAGAGAGAUUCAGGACUGCUUUUAGAAUGAAGGCCUACACCCUGAGACAAAGCUCUGAGGAUACAGGUGGUCUGCCUGACCGCACCCCUGAGGAGAAAGGUUUCCCGCCUGAUAUACUGAUGGAGGACAUGAUUCCAACUCUCAAAUUAGUAAUAAGAGCAGUGCGGAUUAUAAUGUUCCUGUUGAAUAAGAAGCGUUUUAAGGAGACUCUGAGGCCAUAUGAUGUGAAGGAUGUGAUUGAGCAGUAUUCUGCAGGACAUCUGGACAUGCUCACCAGAAUCAAAUAUCUACAGACACGAAUAGAUCUGAUUCUGACACCUGGACCACCUCUUACUCCAAAACACAAGAAACCCCAAAAAGGACCAUUUCCAUACUCCAACCAACAGUCACCCAGACAUGAGUCAUAUCUUGCCAAAGCAGGCCUGCCAGAUGCCGAAGACCAAAGCAUGAUGGGUAGAUUUGUGCGGGUCGAGAGACAGGUGGAAGACAUGGAGAAGAAACUAGAUUUCCUGGUGGAUAUGCAUAUGCAACAUGACCUCACAGGCCCCGCCCACAUGACCAUGGAACGCUGCGAACCCACUCUGACUGUCAGUGUUGCGGGAGACCGUGUGUACUGCAGCUACGGCCCACCAAUACACAACACACCAUAUUACACACACUCGAACACACAACCCCAGAGACCCACUGUCCUGCCUAUUAGCCCACUGCCAAGCCAAUCCCCGUCCUCCAACGUCAGCCAAUCAGGAGGCCGAAGGGUGGGCACUCCGCUGUCCCUGCUGUCGGUCACUCACGAGGAGUUGGAACGUUCGCCCAGCGGGUUCAGCAUCUCUGCGGAGAAAGAGGAGGUCAAGGGCAGGCCCUCUGGAUUACCGGUGGGGUCGAGCUGGGGUCACGACUGCCAAUAUUUGGCCGAGGGAGAAACGGAUACGGACACUGACCCUUUUACCCCCAGCGGAACUGUUCCGCCCUCGUCCACCGGAGACGGGUUCCACUCCGAUGGAGCGUGGGGAACCCCACCUUAAAGACACAUACACGCACAAACACGGCCACACACGCUCUUUAUAAAGACUUUGUACAGCGAACCCCGACACGUAAUUUACAAACGCGCGGACGUACUACUAAUCAUAUCUAAAUAUGUAUCCACUUCACGCUUUACCCCUGCAAAGCAAAGAGCACUGCAUGGAAUGCAUGCGUUUUAUCUCUAGUAGACGCUGCCUUCAGCAGACCGAGACGUGUGAUUAUAUUUGACUGGAAACCUUAGAGAGGAGAAAAACAACAGAUGCUAUGCCAUUUUUGUAAACAUUUAUUUUUCUAUUUACACAUGUUUUCAUAUGCAUGGAAUGCAUGACAUCCACAGAGCAGCUAAAUGUAUUGACGUCUACUCUGGUUUGCACUUGCUUUCAUUUCUAAAACUUCAGUUCGAGGAGAAACCUCACAAGCUUCUUUUUCUGCACCUCUGGGCUUGUUUUUGCUUUUUUUCUAGGGUUGAGAUUCCAGAAACCGUUUUACAGGCACGCAGCUCACGCCCCGGUCGGUGUGAACUGCAAGAGCACACUCACAUUUUUGCUGAAUUAAGAUGUUAUGUCAAAUCACCACUAGCAGUUUAAGGACCAAAAACCUAAGCCAAGAUUCCACUCGUCCUCAGUUAGGAAUUCCUCAAGGAAAACAGUGUUUGGCCUUAAUCCAACCGAUAAGCACAUAAUUUCUGUGAGUGGCACAUAAAACUGCCUGCUUGAAGAGUAUUGCCACAGCAUCAUGGGACCUAUGUUCCCAUGGUAACCACAGCUUCUCAAAAGUCACCCUACAUUUAAUACAUAAAACACGUGUAGUUGCUUACACUGCAAAACAUUUAUUUCCUAUUUUUUAUUUAGAUUUCCAGCACAAAUAUCUAAAAGUUAUUAUAUCAAGAUAAACUUACUUGACAAACAAAAUGACAUGCAGUAAGAUAAAGAUUUUUUUUCUAAAAACAUUAUCAAAAUUCAAGAAUAUAUGCUUUGAAUUUGUUUCCGCGCACUUUUUUUUCAAUUAAAUUAAGUGAAUUUAUGCUUCAAACAUGAAAAUAUCUGCCAUUGGUGUAAAAAAGUAAACUUGCAUUAAAAAACAAUAAUAAAGCAUAAGUUAAUGUAUGUGUAAAACAAUGAAAGAAUAUCUGCCAAAAAGUAAAAUCUUGAAUUAAGCGGAUAAUAAAGAAGUUAAACUUAAUUCAGGUUUAUUUUUAUACACCAUUGGUAGUUAAAUUUUCUUGUUUUAAGCCAAACAAAAUCACUUUUUGUUUUUUAGAAAACAAGUCUUAAUAAACUGUAUAUUCUCAUAAUUUGCUUCAAGUAAAUGUAUCUUGAUUUAAUCAUUUAACUGGAGUUUAAUCAUUUAAUCAUUUAACUAAUUCAACUGGAGAACAAGACAAAAAUAUUAAGAAGGAAUGAUUUCACAACGUAGAGCUUAUAAUCUUAAUUUUCAACCAGUCACACUUUACUUCCAUGAGGUUUUAUGUUCAACAGGUCCCUUACAGCAGAUCUGCAUAUAUUUCAAAUCAAAUGUGAGUGUUUCAUCCUGUACGUGUAAUCUAGUGUGUAACGUCAGCUCUUCCCACGAAUUAUGAGUUCUGUUACCCAUUUCUAAAUCUCUCCCUUUAAUGUUUUCUUCCCACAAUCAACAAUGCCUAAAUUCAUCCAGUUCUCUGAUCAGAAAACAUACGUUGUGCUGCAUUGAGUAUAGAUCAACUGAGGAAUCAGAGGACCAAACAAACAUUUUUGUCUGUGUCAAGUAGUGUUACGUAAUUGUGAAACUGGUUGUGUAGAUCCAUUCAAUGUUACAUCACUGUCAAUUUCUCAUCUCACUCACCUGAAGAAGUAAUUCCUGACUCCUGGGACUUGAUUCUCAACAAAAAAUCUGUAAGAAAUAAAUGCAACCUUCAUUUUUGGAAUCAAAAGAUAUAAGUGCUCUCUUUUUAAAGAAGUGACUUUUAAUGAAUUCAGAGAAAAAAGAGAGAACGAAAGCCAUAAUAGAAAAAUGUACAAUUAUUCUUAGUCCUAUUUACAUGUAUCUAGCAUUUAUUUAAUAGUCAGUUUUGGCUAUAGAUUUAAGAACAGUCUAAACCCUGGUAUACAAUUUCUCUUAGACUACUGCUGUCUAUCACAAUCUCAGUCUAACAAAACUGCCUAUACCUCAGGCUAAACACAAUUUCCCAGAACCUGCUAUCUGAAACUGAUAACUGCUGUCUGAUUUUCCUCAUGACUAAUGGCCGAUGUCUCUGAUCUCAGACCACUGAGACACACUGCUGUUUAUUGUUUGUGCCUUGGUCUUUAAAAGCAGCAGUCCCUCACAACCGCUGGCAUCUUCUCGUGCUCUUUAGCAUUUGUCCAAACUGCCAUUACUUUGCUUUUUAGGCCAUCCAUAAUCCUUUCACUCUUAGUGGUACAGUAUAAACUUUGCUUUCGUUCCUUUUACUAGUACUGAUUUUCCUUUUUGAGACCCAACAAAUAAUGUUUCGUUUCUUCUUGGUUUCAGAAGAAAUGAUUUCACACUAGUGGCCUUCUAAGCUCUUAUAUUCGUUCCAGUUUUUUAAUAAUAAUCUUUAUUUACAUUCUGGCUGAGGCCAGUUUUAAGGGUUUCAUUUGAUGAAUUAAUAUGCAAAUGUUAUGACUAACUUGAUUUGUUUUGUUAAAUCUUCAAAUUGCACCAGUUAGUAAUAAAGAUAUGUUCAAAGAAGAAUCAAGAUAUGUUCUGGUUUCAUUAUAAAUCAAUAAAAUGACUUUA
This is a messenger RNA of Triplophysa rosa, 5430 nucleotides long. It is a transcript of the gene kcnq3, whose product is annotated as potassium voltage-gated channel, KQT-like subfamily, member 3. Gene Ontology annotation, cellular component: membrane. Bases 315 to 2696 code for a protein of 793 amino acids. The record is from RefSeq and is a predicted model, not a curated record. NCBI's taxonomy places the organism in Eukaryota, Metazoa, Chordata, Actinopteri, Cypriniformes, Nemacheilidae. The transcript has 16 exons. Gene Ontology annotation, molecular function: voltage-gated potassium channel activity. Gene Ontology annotation, biological process: transmembrane transport; potassium ion transport.